This is a messenger RNA of Poecile atricapillus (Black-capped chickadee), 2556 nucleotides long. It is a transcript of the gene SHOX2, whose product is annotated as SHOX homeobox 2. The coding region runs from base 375 to 1280 and encodes 301 amino acids. Gene Ontology annotation, cellular component: nucleus. The record is from RefSeq and is a predicted model, not a curated record. Gene Ontology annotation, molecular function: DNA-binding transcription factor activity, RNA polymerase II-specific; sequence-specific double-stranded DNA binding. Gene Ontology annotation, biological process: regulation of transcription by RNA polymerase II. The transcript is spliced from 5 exons. Lineage: Eukaryota; Metazoa; Chordata; Aves; Passeriformes; Paridae.
GCUCCGCGCUCGCCCGGGACCUCGCGCACGGUCCCGCGCCUAAUUAAAUUAAUUAGGGCGCAGCGCGCGGCGGGCGGGCGGUGCCGUGGCCGCAGUGCCCCGCGGCGGGCGGGCGAGCGGCGAGCACGGGAGGAAGGAAGGGAGGAAGGAAGGGGUCCAUUCAGAGCUCCGAGGGGAGGUAAUUCGCCGGGAACAAGGGGCCGGCUUUGCAAAGUAUAAAUAGUGCCACUUCAAUCGCGGCGUCGCUAUCAGACCCCGGGAGCCCUGCACGUCGGGCGGCACGGCCCGGCCCGGCUCGGCACGGCCCGGGGCGCCGCCGCCUCCCCGCCCCGUGGAUGCCCGCCCGGGGAGCCGGGGCAGCGCGCCCCUGAGCCAUGGAGGAGCUGACGGCGUUUGUCUCCAAGUCGUUUGAUCCCAAAGCCAAGGAGAAGAAGGAGCUCAUCACCUACCGCGAGGUGCUGGAGAGCGGGCCCCUGCGCGGCGGCGGCGGCCCGCGGGAGCCCGGCGGGGCGGCGGCGGAGCCGGGCCGGGAGGACACGGGCAGCCCCGCGCUGCGGCCGCCCGGGCGCUCCCCGCCGCGGGAGCCCGACGCCGCCGCCGAGAGAGCGGCCGAGGCGGCCACCCCCAAGCUCAGCGACGUGUCCCCAGAGCUGAAGGAGCGCAAGGAGGAUGCGAAAGCGAUGGAAGACGAAGGGCAGACGAAAAUCAAGCAGAGGAGGAGCCGGACGAAUUUCACCCUGGAGCAGCUGAACGAGCUGGAAAGGCUUUUCGACGAGACGCACUACCCGGACGCGUUCAUGCGGGAGGAGCUGAGCCAGCGGCUGGGGCUCUCCGAGGCCAGGGUGCAGCGCGGCCGUGACCCCGUGUCCCCAUCCCCGCAGGUUUGGUUCCAGAACCGCCGGGCCAAGUGCCGCAAACAGGAGAACCAACUGCACAAAGGGGUGCUGAUCGGAGCCGCCACCCAGUUCGAAGCCUGCAGGGUGGCUCCCUACGUGAACGUGGGAGCGCUGAGGAUGCCGUUCCAGCAGGUGCAGGCUCAGCUGCAGCUGGACAGCGCCGUGGCUCACGCUCAUCAUCACCUGCACCCGCACCUGGCCCACGCCCCCUACAUGAUGUUCCCCGCUCCCCCCUUCGGGCUCCCGCUGGCCACCCUGGCCGAAUCCGCCUCCGCUGCCUCCGUGGUGGCCGCAGCCGCCGCAGCCAAGACCACCAGCAAGAAUUCCAGCAUCGCCGACCUCCGCCUGAAGGCCAAGAAACACGCCGCAGCCCUGGGGCUGUGACCGCGCUGCUGCUUGCGUUUUAUUCUGGGUUUUUUUCUUUUUUUUUUUUUUUUUCUUUUUUUUUAAAUUUUUUUUUUUUUGAAAAAAAAAGGGGGAAAAAAAAGUGAAAAAAGAGUUGAAAAGGAGAAAAAAAUAAAAAAAAAGGAAAGAAACGAGGGAGAGGAGAAACGGACGGGAGAUAUAUACUUAUUUAAGGAAUUAGAGGACGCGCAGCUGGGAAGUUCACAGGUUUUGAAACUGACCUUUUUCUGCGAAGUUCACUUUAAUACAAGAAAUUUGAUAAGAGAGGCGGGCCUCCUUUCACGUUGCAUCAGGUACUUGAGUUAAACAACCACGUCUGGAAUAGCGACAAAAAAAAAAGGAAAAAAAAAUAAAAAGAGAGAGAGAGAAAGAAGACGACGAACAGGAAAAAAAAAAAAAGGAAAAACAAAAAAAAAAAAAGAGACAAUGAUUUCUCUGCGAAUUUCUAAUGGGAAACUGUCCGGGAUACUUCCUCCAGCAGCAUUCCGGCUUGCAUGUAUUUGUAUUUCAUUGAUGGAGUCCUUUGAUUCACUUGCACUUCACCCUCAUCUUUAGUAGAAAAAAAACCAAGACAACCACAAAAGCAAACAAACAAACGUGGCUGGGUUCUUUCUCCUUUAAUCUUGGAGGGAAGCAGGCACAGAGAGGCACAUCAAGCGCUACCUUUUCCACUCUCAAAUCUUUGUCGGUCGUUUGCUGUCCCACCUCUGAAAUAAAAAGGGAGCGGAAAGCGCCAGGAGAGCGGAGUUCGCCUCCCUUUGCCGGGUCUCUCCUGUCCUGAGGGCAAAAAUAAAAUGGGGAAAAAAAAAAAAAAAGGAAAAGAAAAAGAAAAAAAAAAAAAAAAGAGAUUAUUUAAUUCCCAACCACCACUUGACACCACGGCAAAUUCCGAUAAGAGGUACUGGGUACAUGUAAAAUAUUGUUGAUACACACGAACAAAGUUUAUUUUGGCUAUAACUUGUGAAUUGAUAGUUGACUGUCAAACAUUUACAUUUUAUCUCAUAAAGGUGUAUCUAUUCACGUAAUCUUGUGAUUUUUUUUUGGUUAUUAUUAUUAUUAUUAUGAUUAUUUGAGAGACGUAUAGCUAUUUAACCUGGGGUACCCUGCAGUCAGUGAUUGUUAUCCCAGAUUUUGCCAUCUGACCCUCAUGCUUAUUGCCAAGACAGAGGGAAAGCUCUUCUACGCGAACUUUGGUAUGGACGGGCUUUGUAUCUAUUUGUUCUCCAUGAAAACAAAAUUAUUUAUAUUGACCAUA